Molecule: messenger RNA, 2475 nt
Organism: Colletes gigas
Lineage: Eukaryota; Metazoa; Arthropoda; Insecta; Hymenoptera; Colletidae
Gene: side
Product: neural cell adhesion molecule 1
Exons: 12
Coding region: 1-2409 (802 amino acids)
Molecular function (GO): protein binding
Source: RefSeq, a predicted model, not a curated record
AUGCGUCGCACGUCGGGACACGUGUUUCUGACAAGUUUGCUGAUACUACUUCGAGCGCGUCGGGCGAACGCGGCCACCGAGGAUUCGUCCGAAUUUCAGAACAAAGGUCCUACGAUUUACACUCUUACAGCGCCGUUGAGGUUGGUGUGGGCUAACGAGGGUGAAGACGUCGAAUUGCCAUGCGACAUCACACCCCCGACACCGACCGACUCCGUCAACAUGGUGCUCUGGUUCAAGGACUCUGUUGGAAUACCCCUCUACAGCCUAGACGCGAGGAGCGGAGAUCUCUCUACCGCCAUUCACUGGGCGAUCAGCGACGAUCUCGGCAGGAGGACGUACUUCCAGAUCGGUGACGGCCACCGGGCCAAGUUGAAAGUGACCAAGGUCACGUUCAAGGAUCAGGGAAUCUUCAGGUGUAGGGUAGACUUCAUCGACUCUCCGACGCGGAACUUUCGAGUGAAUCUUACGCUGGUCGAGGAGCCGACGAAGCCUGUGAUAUACGAUGCCCAAGGGCGAGAAGUGACGGGGGUGGGUGGACCGUUCCUCGAGGGCUACAACCUCGCCUUGACCUGCCAGGUGUCUGGGGGAAGACCGAGACCGUCCGUAACGUGGUGGAAGGACGGCGAGAUCCUGGACAGCGUCGUCGACACCGUCUCCAUCGGUUCGCCCAGCAAAUUCACGGUGAACCACCUCUUCAUCGACAAGGUGACCAGGUCGUUGUGGGGCACCAAGCUCGAGUGCAGAGCCCAAUCCACACCUAUGGCCGCACCGAUCGUUCGAGAAGUUCCCCUGGACAUUUAUCUGAAGCCAGCGAUAGUGAAGAUCGUGAUGAACGAGGACCAGAUCUACGCGGGUCGUCCGAUCGCGGCUCGUUGCGAGACGUGGGGAAGCUCGCCAGCCGCGAGGAUCAUUUGGAGCCUGAACGGGCAGACGAUAGGCGAGCCUAACGUGUCCACCACGCAGAGGAGCAACUCCACGGUGAGCAAGCUGGCUCUGGCGUUGGGCAAGGACGACGACGGCAAGGAAUUAAUUUGCAGAGCCGAAAAUCCCCGAUUUCCCGGCGGGGUCCUCGAGCACACUAAAGUCCUGAACGUCGCCUAUGCUCCAACUGUAGGCGUGCAUCUAGCGACAGGGUACAUACUGGACAUGAUCAGAGAGGGUGACGACGUGAAAUUGAUCUGCGACGUGCACAGCAAUCCAUCCCCGACCAGGAUCAUCUGGUACCACGACGACGACAGGUUGGAGCACGACGUGGCCGGUGGCACUCUGAUCGCCUCGAACACCCUGACCCUGAGGGUGCUCACCCUGGCGCACGCCGGCGAGUACUCGUGCGCGGCGAUCAAUCCCGUCGGCGAGGGUCGUGGCGCGCCGCUGUUCGUUCACAUGAAAUAUGCGCCAAGAUGUCGGGCGGGUCACGAGCGACGCGAGAUCACCGCCGCCCGUCGCGAAACGGUGUCGUUGCGAUGCGAGGUCGACGCGGUCCCGGAGGACGCGGUGAGGUUCUUUUGGACGUACAACGGGACGCGAGGCGACGUGUUGCCGGUGCAGAACUCCAGGGCUCAGAAUAACGGGCUCGUUAGCGUUCUGGAUUACACUCCAACCGUCGACACCGACUUCGGGACACUCGCCUGCUGGGCAAGCAACAGCGUCGGCAGACAAAGGGCGCCCUGUAUAUUCAACGUCGUGCCGGGGAAGCCACCGCAGCCGCCGUUCGACUGUUCCUUGCAGAACGAGACCAGCUCGUUGGAAGUGAAUUGUAUACCCGGCGCGGACGGUGGUUCGCCGCAGUACUUUUUACUGGAAGUUCGGGGCAUCCCGAGGCAACCGGGAGCCAUCCAGGUGAACUCGCCCACGCUCCACGCGCCGCAGAGCGAUCAGGGAACGGUGGGGGAGGUGCCAGCCGUCUAUCAGGAGAAGAACGUCAGGCCCAACUUCCAGCUGCACGACCUUGACCCCGGUUUCGACUACACUUUAUACGUGUACGCCGUGAACGGCCAGGGCAAGAGCGAGCCUGCGCUAUUGGAGCACGUCAGGGUCGUUGAACCCAUCGGUGGCAAGCUGGAGAGGACAGGCGUCUUCCUGGAGGACCUGAAGAAGGCCCUCCCGACGGCCAGCUCGGAGAAUCUGAUCAUCGUCAUUGCCCUGACAGGUACAGGUGCGGUGGCCUUGAUCCUGAUCGGCAUCGGAGUGAUCAUCGGACUGGCGGUCUGCAGAAGAAGGACCAGCUCCCCGGUCAAAGACGGACCGGACGAUUUUACCAUCCCCAGCUACGUUUCCGCUCAAAGGAUCGAGCCCAGGAUCAGAUACUCCGGCGAUAGCAGACGGUCUCAAAGAACGAGCCUGUACGUCGAGGAAAAUCGAAACGAACCGGAUCUUCUGCAGAGAGUGGAGAUCGACCUGCACGACUAGUUUUGUACAGUUAGGGUUAACCGAUAUACUCGUCCUCGUGUAUUAUAUGUAAUACGCUUUCCUCGA